Molecule: messenger RNA, 444 nt
Organism: Staurois parvus
Lineage: Eukaryota; Metazoa; Chordata; Amphibia; Anura; Ranidae
Source: the annotation of a GenBank genome assembly
UCAUGUGAUCUCCCCACUGCCCCUUUGAAGAGGUCAUGUGAUCCCAUUGGACUGAGACAGGUGAUGAGGUCAUGUGAUCUCCCCACUGCCCCUUUGACGAGGUCAUGUGAUCCCAUUGGACUGAGACAGGUGAUGAGGUCAUGUGAUCUCCCCACUGCCCCUUUGACGAGGUCAUGUGAUCCCAUUGGACUGAGACAGUUAAGGUCAUGUGAUCUCCCCGCUGCCCCUUUGAUGAGGUCAGAUGAUCCCGUUGGACUGAGACAAGUAAUGAGGUCAUGUGAUCUCCCCACUGCCCCUUUGAUGAGGUCAGGUGAUCCCAUUGGACUGAGACAAGUAAUGAGGUCAUGUGAUCUCCCCGCUGCCCCUUUGAUGAGGUCAGAUGAUCCCGUUGGACUGAGACAAGUAAUGAGGUCAUGUGAUCUCCCCACUGCCCCUUUGAUGAGG